AUGUGGCCCGACGGCAGCCUGGCCAGCCCCGUGGAGCUGGAGCUGAGUCCGCGCCAGCUGGACGCCGAGCCGCGCCUGGACAAGGCCUGGAUGCUGGACGCCGACCAGGCGGCGCGCAGGGGCGAGGGACUGGACUGGGUGGUGGCCCGCCGCCUCGCCGAGUACGUGGCAGCGUCGUACUGCAACACCUCCAACAUUGCGGCGUGGAACUGCACCCGCUGCGGCGACCCCUCCUCUGAGGAUGAUGAAUCGAGCGGGCCGGAGUUUGAGCUGGAGACGCUGGCGUGGGAUGCGGCCUGGGACCUGCUGGGGUUUGUGGGCUGGAGCAACACGCUGCAGGCCACGGUCAUCGCCUUUCGCGGGACCGACUCCCGGUCUAUUUAUAACUGGGUGACCAACAUGCGCACCUGGCGCACCGACCUCAACCUGACUACGCCCGGCGCGCCCGCCAAUGCGUUGGUGCACGGCGGCUUCCUCACCUCCUGGAGCGGCUCCUCCCUGUCCCGCUCGGUGACGCGCGCGGCAGCGGCGCUGCAGCGCCGCCACGGCCCGCACCCGGUGCACGCCACGGGGCACUCGCUGGGCGGUGCGCUGGCCACCAUAUGCGCCAUGGAGCUGCGCGCGCUGCACGGCCUGCACGACGUGCGGCUGACCACCUUUGGCAGCCCGCGCGUCGGCAACGCGGUGUUCGCCGCCUGGCUCCAACGCGUGGUGCCGGAGCACUGGCGAUUCACGCACAACCGCGACAUAGUACCCUCCGUGGCGCCGCCCUACAUGGGCUUCUGGCAUCUGGCGCGCGAGGUAUGGGUGCUGGACCAGGCGGGGGCGGCCACGCUGGUGGGCAUCUGCGAUGCUACUGGGGAGGACAUCCGCUGCCACAACUCGGUGUGCCACCUGGGGCUGUGCUCCUCCGUCGCCGACCACCUCCUGUACCUGGCAGAGAUGUACACGCCCCGGCCCAUGGGCUGCUGA
Auxenochlorella protothecoides is the source of this 972-nucleotide messenger RNA. RefSeq names its product Lipase. Gene Ontology annotation, biological process: lipid metabolic process. The coding region runs from base 1 to 972 and encodes 323 amino acids. Lineage: Eukaryota; Viridiplantae; Chlorophyta; Trebouxiophyceae; Chlorellales; Chlorellaceae. The record is from RefSeq and is a predicted model, not a curated record. The transcript has 3 exons.